Gadus macrocephalus (Pacific cod) is the source of this 1490-nucleotide messenger RNA. Its product is annotated as protein LEG1 homolog. Bases 78 to 1157 code for a protein of 359 amino acids. NCBI's taxonomy places the organism in Eukaryota, Metazoa, Chordata, Actinopteri, Gadiformes, Gadidae. The transcript has 8 exons. The record is from RefSeq and is a predicted model, not a curated record.
AGUGUCGACCUGCUGCCUGCCUCCCCUCGCAGACCAGCAGACUAUCACCCUCUCUCCCUUCCGUCACCGCCGCCAUCAUGCUGCGUCCCUUGGCCCUCUGCCUCCUGCUCGUCGCCGUGGCGACCGUUGUCGUGGUGGACUGCGCGGUGCUCACGGAGAACGGCAUGCCCAUCCUGUGGCAGCAGACGGGCGGUCAGCUGACCGACCUGCCCAUCCAGAACGACGUCCUGGUGCCCAACCCCUGGCACUACCUGCACCGCAUGAGCCUGUACCGGCUGAUCAUCGCCGCCACAGACCCCUACAUGACCUCCAUGGGCACCAACGCCACCGACAGCCCCAUCUGGGGGCUCACCCUGCAGCUGGGCUGGGAGCUCACCUCCGGUCGUUUGGCCGACCCCACCGGUGCCACUACCUGUGGCACUGAAACAGGAGACCGCAUGUGCAUCUCUACUGAGAGCUGGUGGGGCUGUGCCAACUACUACUUCUCCGUGAUUCCCUUCCUCUCUGCUGCUCAGCAAGGAUUCUUUGGAGAUAAUGUCCCAGUCCAGAUGCAGGUUCCUGAGGGCGUGACGGAUUACUGCACCACCUAUGCUGACUGUGCCACUCGCUUCCCUGACCUCAUGGCUAAGUGGGACGCCUUCUACCAGGGCCUGAAAGUUGCCGCUGUUUCGGAGGCUUCUGACGUUGAGAAGAAGGACCACAUCCUGAGUCUGUACUGGGAAGCCCACCAGGGGUCCAUGGCCUCCGUCGUCGCCUGCAGCGCCAGGAAGGCCUCCUACUCCGCUCCAGAGGUUUCCUUCGCUGACAGCUGGCAGAGUUCCGCAGACUUCAUCGCCGCCUCCAACUUCCAGUCCAACCUCGAGAAGUCCGUCAUGUUCAUGAGCCCCCUGCCCAGCAGAAUUCUGAAGGAGGGAGACCGGGCCCCCCACAUCGCUGACCUGAGCGCCGACGAGAACCACUCUCUGUACAUCUUCUCCUGGAUGAGGAGCAUGAACACAAUACUGGGAGGGACGAUGACGCGGUUAUGGCGCAGCGCCAUGUGCUCCAUCGCUGCCAGAGAGAAGGGCCGAGCUCUGCUGGAGCAGCUCCUCCUCAACCCCGGCUUCUCCACCGCCACCUUCCUCUCCAUCAUCGCCACCACCGCAUCAAGCUGCUGAGUGCACACCUGCGCGCACACACACACACACACACGCGCACGCAGUGGACUCCAGUGGGGGGAUGUCAUUUGUUUUAGAUACUGUGCACUGAGGUCAGCCUUGUUUGCAUUACUAGUUCUAGUCAGGUCAUUGUGGUGUAACACUUCUCUAAAUAAAGUGUAUUUUGUUACAGUGUCAUGUUUGUCACAGGACAAUGAUACAGAUUAUCAUUCACACAGAAAGUAAAUAAUACAGUUUUUCAAGAUUCUGUUCAACUUUUCUUUUAUCUUGAUUUGUAAUUGCAGUUUUCUUUCUAUCCGUUUUAUAUUCUCAAUAAAUCCCAACACACCAUAA